AUGGGUAAUGAACCUCCGGUACUCAUUGGACUCUUUAGUAACCGCGUUCCUGAUGACGACAAGACGGGUGCGGAAGCCCUGAGCAAGUUCGGAGGGAGACCGGUGUGGAUUGACGGGAAGGCGCCGGAUGGCUAUCCAUUUGCAUGCGCCAUUUGCGGCGCGGAUCUCGACUUUGUUUGCCAGGUGGCAACUCCCUAUUGCGCAAACAAGCGCUGCUUGUACCUGUUCGGCUGUCAUAAGCAAGCUUCUUGCGGCAAGACAGCGGAGGGUUGGCGAAUUUUGAGAGGCGUGGCAGUGCCCAGCGCCUCAGGAGCAACAGCGUCCGCAUCUGCGCCAGUAGGCGUUCAGUGCCCCUCCAUACGAGAGGCUCAGCAACUGUCUCGAGCAGCAGACCCCUCCGAUUGGCUCGCUGCUGCAUUUGGUGCUCCUACUGUUGACGCGCACUCUUGCGACGUGGCAAGUCAGCGCAGCACCAGUUCACAAGGGCCUAAGCCACGUGUCUCUACGCCUGCGCCCGCACUCGCGGCAGAAUGCAGUGAAACGUGCGGGGAUUCGGACGGAUUGCUGCCACCGUUUUUUGUGCACGUAGACGAAGAACCGCCAGACAACUCUCAGCUGGACGCCACUGGCUUGCGAGCCCGCGAACUACAGCUACAGUACGAGCAGCGGAGUGGAAAUAUGGAAGCAGAGGCGUACGAGGAGAGCCCUGACAAGGUGUUUCUGAAAUUGCAGAAGCGACUGGGCCGUAGCCCUUUGCAGGUCAUUCGGUACAGCUUCGGCGGCAAGCCACUUUUUAUUUCGCCGCUUUCCGAGGGAAAAGAAGCUGCGGGGGGGCCCUGCCCGCAGUGCGGUGCCGAUCGAGUAUUUGAAAUGCAGCUCGUCCCAGCGGCUGCAGAUGAAAUUCUUAAAAGGCGACACCCGACAUGCGCGAGCGUCCCGGUCGAGUGGGGAAUAGUGGCAGUCUUCACGUGCAAAGAAGACUGUAUUCCGUCCAGCACAUAUACCCGCGAGCACGCAGUCGUGCAAGAGAUCUUAUGA
Molecule: messenger RNA, 1038 nt
Organism: Cyclospora cayetanensis
Lineage: Eukaryota; Apicomplexa; Conoidasida; Eucoccidiorida; Eimeriidae
Product: programmed cell death protein 2
Exons: 8
Coding region: 1-1038 (345 amino acids)
Cellular component (GO): cytoplasm
Source: RefSeq, a predicted model, not a curated record